AUGUUUUAUAUGAUAUACAUGUAAGAUUGUACAGCUUUCACGAUGGAAGCACGUAAAGUUCAUAUUGUUUUAUUUGUAGUUCUCACAAUGGGGGAUAUUAAUUUGGCUAAACCAUGCUCCGAUUCUGGGUGUCGGUCAGUUAAAAUGCCGUUAGUGUCAGACAACUUAAAGGCUCCAUUAUUAGCUGAACUGGACGUAUCAAUAAUUAACCAGCAGCUAAAAGAAUAUAUUGAUGAUGCUAUAAAUAUAACAUUUAUUGACAGAUUCCAUGACGUCGUCGAGGAAAAACAAAAGUCGUUAAAAUCGAAGGUGUCGGAAAUUUAUAAACAAUUAGCCAGUAUGUCGGUAUGGAAUGGAAAAUUGUCCAAACAGUUUCUAGAAAUGUCACGACCCUGUGAGAAAGGAUGGAUAAAGUUUGGAAUCCACUGUUACUACAUCGGACCAGAUACAAAGACAUGGGAAGAUUCUGUAACUGAUUGCCAGAGGAGAGGUUCUAACUUGGUUAAAGUAGAGGACGCAUCGGAAAAUCUCUGGCUUCAAACUGUAAUGAUUGCAAACAACAUCGAUAUACUUAGGAUUGGUGCACAUGAUAUUCAUCAUGAAGGAACAUGGCGCUGGAUUUCUGAUAACUCAGGUGUGGAUUACACAAACUGGGGAGGCGGACAGCCUGAUGAUGCUGGCGCAAAUGAAGACUGUGCUGAAUUAUGGAAAGCAGCUUCGUACCGAUGGAACGAUCGUCCAUGCUCAUAUUUAUUGCGAUAUAUUUGUGAGAAAUAGAUGAAAGCAAAACAUUUAUGAUCAAUUGAUAAAUUUGUGUAGUCUUCCUAUUAUAGCUGAAGUCACUAACUUUAUCAACCAUCAACUAUCAAUGUUAAAAUUAUCUUACUCAAUGUUUUAUGUAAGCAAUUAAAAUUCAGCAGAUUUGA
Molecule: messenger RNA, 926 nt
Organism: Mytilus trossulus (common blue mussel)
Lineage: Eukaryota; Metazoa; Mollusca; Bivalvia; Mytilida; Mytilidae
Product: perlucin-like protein
Exons: 4
Coding region: 43-777 (244 amino acids)
Molecular function (GO): signaling receptor activity
Source: RefSeq, a predicted model, not a curated record